Messenger RNA from Neodiprion virginianus, 3418 nucleotides. RefSeq names its product zinc finger CCHC domain-containing protein 8 homolog. The transcript has 7 exons. The record is from RefSeq and is a predicted model, not a curated record. Lineage: Eukaryota; Metazoa; Arthropoda; Insecta; Hymenoptera; Diprionidae. Gene Ontology annotation, cellular component: catalytic step 2 spliceosome. Gene Ontology annotation, molecular function: RNA binding. Bases 29 to 1957 code for a protein of 642 amino acids.
CUGUGGUAUCAUUAGUGAAAUCGCAGACAUGGCGUCGACUGACAAAAUUAUUAAGUCUCGGAAACGAAAAUUACUGCUGGAUACCGACAUUUAUGAGCUAGACCCUGAAGAUCGAUCUCCAGUUGCAUCACCACCUACUAUUAUAAUUCCACCUUCCGAUGAGGAUCUCGAUGAGUCUAAUGUAAGCCAGGAGUCAGAGACGUUCGAUAACCUCUCCGGACCUGUCAACUUCGACAAAACAGUUGGUCCUGGCGUUGCCCCGGAAGGUUUUAUACUCAUCGACGAAGAUGUUGGCGUUGAUGAAACCGAUAAUUCACACAGCCAAAUGUACGAUGCAUCGUCCGAGACAUUGAGACCGAUUUUCAAAGUUAUGUUUAGAGACAUUGAUAUUGCCAGGAAGCACGGGCAGGCCAUUGAAGCAUUUUUAUUAAAUUUGCUUUCUGCGACUACAAAAUCUAAAGGAAAGUAUGACCCUUCUGGCUCUGUACUUGAGAUUUGGGAUCAACAAGGGGUAUCGGAAGAACAAGAAGCCACCUGUUCAACAGUCCCUGACAAUAACCAAGCAGCAGCAGAGGACCAACUUUUUGUGAUUGAUACUCAGCCUAAAUUAAAAGAUGAUUUAGACAUUCCUACAUAUGGAAAGAAAUUCGAAAGAGUAUUAGAAAAACAUGCCGAGAAGAUUGUGGCAAACCUACCUGAAGAUCACGCUCCAAAGUUGUCAUGUUUCAACUGCUUGGGCAAUCACAAUUUACGUGAUUGUAUCAAGCCGCGCAAUCAUGCCAAUAUAAACAGAAAUCGGAAGGAGUUUACUGCAAACAUGAAGCCUAGAAAUGGAAGAUAUCACUUAGAGGAAGAACAAAAAUUUGGACAUUUUGUGCCAGGGCAUCUGAGUAAAAACCUUCGAAAAGCUUUGGGGCUUAGAGACAAUGAACUACCUAGACAUAUUUACAGCAUGAGAUUACUUGGCUACCCUCCAGGGUGGAUGGAGGAAGCUCGAGUACAACACUCUGGAUUGACGCUGUUUAAUUCAGAAGGGAAUGCAGAUCUUGAUCCCACUGACGAAGAAGGAGAAAUUAUUGUUGCUGGAGAAAAAGAUGAAUUUGACAUCAAGAAAAUAUAUGACUUUCCAGGAUUUAAUGUCGUUCCUCCUCACGGUACACGAGAUGAAUACAAGUAUUUUGGAACACCACGAAUGCAAGAAAUGCAUAGCAAGGAGGUCAUGCUUUCAAGACUGAGUGGUAGAAAAGUGCAGGAUGGUUAUCAGAGAAAGAAGAUGAAAGUGAACAGAUCUGGAACGGUGAAAAACACGUCUAUUUCUCCUAUUGAAAUGGAAAUUGCGGAUAUAGAAGAUGAUGUGGUUGCAACUUUGGCAGUAAAUGAAUUAUGCACCCCGCCGUUACCUACGGACACACCUCCCAAGCCUGAUGAACCACCCGAAGCACCGCAAAACUUUGAUAGUCAGUCGCAAAAGCUACCAUCUCCUAACUCCACGCAGCAAAAUACGGUGCCAUCAUCGCGAGCAGGUUCACCAUCACUGUCUGAUUUAGAGAUUGCGAAAAAACAACUUCUUGCGGAGUUGGAUGAACCCGCGCUACCAUCAGAUCCAGGAAAAUCUGUGAAUGUUGGAAACUUGAGUACCAUUUCAAAUCAUUCUGACAGCACUGGAAUGCCGCCCCCGUGUAAUGCAGAGCAUACACCCCAGUCGACUAGAAUACAGAACAGGGAAAACAAUUCUCAUUCAAGUAACACAGGUGUAGUGAAAUCCAUCGACCUGGGCACUCCUGUUCUACAAAGUACAUCACCGUAUAACAGGCUACCGUCGUCUGAAAAAUUUUCUAAAGAUAUUUGUGACGUAUUAAAUUUUGAAAACCUGCCUGAUUCAACAGGUCAAUAUGAGAAAAUGAGCGAGAUUAUUCAAAAAGUACGUGGUACGGUGUCAAAGUUGCAACAGGAAUAAUUGUCAGAAUAUUAAGGAAAUGUUCAGUCUGUGGGUUUCAUUUCUCUGUUUGAAAGUUCAUGUUUCGAAGUGUAAAAUAAAUAAUUGUUAUUACAUUGUAAUUUCUUAAAUUACAUAAGAAUUAUUCUUAUACAAUUCAAAAGAAAUGAAAAUAGCUUAUGAAUAUUAUAAUUUUACAGUCUGUAAAAUUGUCAUUCGAGUAACCUUAAUUAUAUACAAGAUACUACUUAUAAAUAGUGGCGUAAAAUUAUUAUACCGUGUGUCUGUGAAGAAAGUGCGCAUCUUAUCCGCGUGCGUUAAAUCGUUCGAAUUUUAUUGGCUGACAGUUAUCGCCUGAUUGAACAGCCGAUGCAAUACAAAUCGCAACUAUCAGAAAAUGUCCUUAGGGGCCCACCGUUACCUGUGGACAACUGCUGUUGGUGUUGUUACGAAAAACAAUUCGCCGAUUCGGAGUUGAUCCGAAGUAAAAUCAAUCAGACACACGUUAAUCAUGCCAAUCAAGUCAUCGGAUUCCUUCCAUGGUCAAUUUAUUACUGUAAUCCGAAAAUCAUUAUUAACAAAAUACUUAUCCAAACCUUUGUGCUCCCUUUGCGAACUCGGAAGAAGUUAUAUUCGCAAGGGAAGCGCGCAGUUUUGGUAAAGUAUUUUGUUAAUAAUAAUUUUCGGAUUACAGUAAUAAAUUGACCAUGGAAGGAAUCCGAUGACUUGAUCGACACGAUUAACGUAUGUCUAAUUGAUUUUACUUCGGAUCAGCUCCGAAUCUACGAAUUGUUUUUUGUAACAAAACCGACGGCAGUUGUCCACAGGUAAUGGUGGGCCCCUAAGGACAUUUUCUGAUAAUUGAGAUUGGUAUUGCAUCGGCUGUUCAAUCAGGCGGUAACUGUCAGCCAAUAAAAUUUGAACGAUUUAACGCACGUGCAUAAGGUGCGCACUUUCCUUAUGGACACACGGUAUACGAAUCGUAAUUGGUAAGGUCAGAAAAAUGCUUGUCAGCCAAUAACAUUAGGUAAGUUUGAUGAGAAUUUUGGAGAACAAAUAACUUAUCCGAAUGCCGCCAGUAAAUUAGUUACUUUGGAUGGUCAAUGGACUGUGGUAUACAUAAUGCAAACGAUAUUGAAAGUGGCAAAAUACAUAAGAAUAUACAGAUCCCAUUAAAUCACCUGAAUUUGAAAUGUGUAACAUGGACAAAAAAUUCAGAAUUGUUAGGUCUGGAGUAGUAUUUAGCAAUACCAGAAAAAUAUUGCUCAACUAAUUCUAUUAUUAUAAUAAUUUUUUGAAGCCCCAACUUUCUGAGAAAACUUGCAAGGGGUCCUGGAUUGAUCAAGAAUGGCUCAUAAGAACAUUCAAUCUGAUAAGUUAUAAUAGAUUUUAUACACGUGUAUUGUUACUGUACAGAAUAUCUCAUAGAUAAAUUAAAAUUAUUCGUAUUUUCCAAUUACAAAAUAAAACAGAAUUUAUUAA